AUGCAAAAGUACGAAAAACUGGAGAAGAUCGGCGAAGGCACUUAUGGAACAGUCUUCAAAGCGAAAAAUCGUGAAACUCAAGAGAUAGUUGCUCUGAAGAGAGUAAGACUGGAUGAUGAUGAUGAGGGUGUACCCAGUUCUGCCUUGAGGGAAAUUUGUUUGCUCAAAGAAUUGAACCACAAGAAUAUUGUUAGGUUGUGUGAUGUGUUGCACAGUGAGAAAAAGUUAACUUUGGUAUUCGAAUAUUCUGAUCAAGACCUUAAAAAAUACUUCGACAGCUGCAACGGGGAGAUUGAUCCGGACACUGUCAAGUCCUUCAUGUACCAACUAUUGAAGGGGCUGGCUUUUUGUCAUGGGAGAAAUGUUCUACACAGAGAUCUGAAACCUCAGAAUCUUUUAAUCAAUAAAAAUGGAGAGCUGAAACUUGCAGAUUUUGGAUUGGCCAGGGCUUUUGGCAUACCAGUUAGAUGCUACUCUGCUGAGGUUGUUACACUCUGGUACAGACCGCCAGAUGUCCUCUUUGGUGCAAAGUUGUAUUCAACCUCAAUCGACAUGUGGUCUGCUGGCUGCAUUUUUGCAGAAUUAGCAAAUGCUGGACGGCCACUGUUUCCUGGAAACGACGUUGAUGACCAACUAAAAAGAAUUUUCAAACUCUUAGGUACGCCAACAGAAGAUACGUGGCCUGGUUUCACUCAGCUACCUGAAUACAAACCAUAUCCACUGUACCCAUCGAGCACAAACUGGCUGCAGAUUGUUCCAAAGUUGAACAGCAAAGGCAGGGACUUAUUGUUGAGUCUGCUCGUUUGCAAUCCAAGCCAGCGGAUGGGAGCUGACGACUCAAUGAAACAUUCCUACUUCUCUGAAAUGAACGCCAACCUCAAAUAA
This is a messenger RNA of Helobdella robusta, 885 nucleotides long. RefSeq lists its product as hypothetical. Gene Ontology annotation, cellular component: nucleus; cytoplasm. The transcript is spliced from 11 exons. The record is from RefSeq and is a predicted model, not a curated record. Gene Ontology annotation, biological process: synaptic vesicle transport; neuron apoptotic process; protein phosphorylation. Gene Ontology annotation, molecular function: cyclin-dependent protein serine/threonine kinase activity; ATP binding. Bases 1 to 885 code for a protein of 294 amino acids. Lineage: Eukaryota; Metazoa; Annelida; Clitellata; Rhynchobdellida; Glossiphoniidae.